GCUCGCGCUCCUCGCGCUACAGCAGCGCCGAGCUCGUGGACUGCGGCAGUCAGUGCAAGCGGCGGAGAACGAGGCAGCGAGCCGGCGCCUGCUGACGUUCAAAUCUUCGGUCUCCUCCCAGCCUACCGCAGGGCCGCUUCCUAAACCGCCGCAGGGGUCCAGUCGCUCAUCGCAACAACCAGCCAUGUCGCGCCCCAAGGUGUACGUCACCAGGCCGGACAUCCCUGCCGAGGCGAUGGCCAAGCUCAAGCAGCACUGCGAUGUAACCCACUGGGACAGGGAGGAGCCCGUGCACCGCGAUACCCUGCUUGCCAACGUCAAGGGCAAGGACGCGCUGCUCUGCAUGCUUACGGACAAGAUCGAUGAGACUGUCAUCUCGGCUGGGGACAAGCUGAAAAUCAUCGCCACAAUGUCCGUCGGCUUUGAGCACAUCGAUCUUGAGGAGUGCAAAAGGAGGAAUAUUACAGUGACCAACACUCCGAACGUGUCUUCGGACUCUGUAGCUGAAAUGACCAUCGCCAUGGCACUGGCAGCUGGACGGAGGCUUGUGGACGGCGCGAAUUCCGUCAAGGCAGGCGAAUGGAUUUACUCGUGGGGUCCCAUGUGGAUGGUCGGCCAGGGUCUUAACGGCGCGACCGUGGGCUUCGUCGGCAUGGGCCACAUCGCACAGUGUGUGCUUAAGGGCAUGAUAGGACUGAACAUCGGCAAGGCCAUCUACUACGACAAGUUUCACCCCAUCAAGCCAGCGGAGGAGCUGGGCGCCACGUACUGCUCCAUCGACGAAGUGGCCAAGCAGGCUGACUUCCUCAUCACCCUGACCAACUUGACUGACGAGACCAGGGGCAUGUACAAUAAGAGCUUCUUCUCCAAGAUGAAGAAAACUGCCGUCUUCAUCAACACCAGCAGGGGUGGUGUCGUCAACCAGGAUGACCUGUACGACGCCCUGAAGAACAAAGUUAUCAGGGCUGCCGCCAUCGACGUCGCGAUGCCCGAGCCGCUGCCCAAGGACGACAAGCUGCUCACCCUGAGAAACCUGAUUGUGACUCCUCACAUCGGCAGCGCUGAGCUCAGCGUUCGAAUCAAGAUGGGUUUCCUCGCUGUGGACAACGUCAUCAACGUUCUCAACGGUCAGGCAACUGUCACCAAACCGGUCGUCCCGCAUCAAUAACCGGUCUCUCCAAAGGGACGGAGUGGUGGAGGCAACCGGACAAUCAACUACCUCGACACUGGUAGCCGCUCCUCCGCCCUUCGCAUUGUAUUUUUUUUUAACUUAAGAAAAAAAAAUUGACUCAUUGGUAUGCACCGGCUUGCGGAGUGCCACAGUAAAACCACGACGUGUCGUCUCGUUCGACCCUUGGCGAAAAAAUGGCGUCAUUCUUCUUCGCGCCAUCCUCAUCUUCCUCCCAUUCCCUCUCCCGGCCCUUCGUAGGGUUUAAUAAAAUUGUGCCAACUUGUGGUUGUUGAAA
Rhipicephalus sanguineus (brown dog tick) is the source of this 1466-nucleotide messenger RNA. RefSeq names its product glyoxylate reductase/hydroxypyruvate reductase. The record is from RefSeq and is a predicted model, not a curated record. Bases 185 to 1168 code for a protein of 327 amino acids. Gene Ontology annotation, molecular function: glyoxylate reductase (NADPH) activity; NAD binding; hydroxypyruvate reductase (NADH) activity. The transcript is spliced from 8 exons. NCBI's taxonomy places the organism in Eukaryota, Metazoa, Arthropoda, Arachnida, Ixodida, Ixodidae. Gene Ontology annotation, cellular component: cytosol.